AUGAGUUUGAACGAGCUGAUCGACGGGCAAAAAGUUGAGGUGGUUUCUCACCCCACUCUCAACAUUACUCAUGGUGUCGUUUACGAUAUCGAUACCAAAGACAUGAGCAACGAAGAACUUCUUGACGAGCUGAAAGGUCAAGGAGUCGCAGCAGUGCGUAGGAUCACCAAGCUGCACGAAGGAGUAGUGAGCAAUACCCCUCUGGUGGUGAUAUCGUUUAGUGGCUCAACCCUCCCCGACUACAUUUACCUCGGAUUGGUACGCACUAGCAUCCGGCCCUACUACCCGUCCCCCAUGCUGUGCUACCGCUGUGGCAAAUUCGGGCAUGGCACUAGGGUGUGCCCCAACAAGGAAACUUGCUUGAACUGCAGCCUGAACCACCCAUCAGCCAAAGAUAACCCAUGCACCCAAGUCUCAAAGUGUAUAAACUGCAGCGGAGAGCACUCAACAAGAGCAAAAGAGUGCCCCAAAUACAUGGAAGAGGUAGCCAUCAUUAAAGCGAAAGUUUCCCUAAACCUUUCCUUCCCCGAAGCAAGAGCUCUAAUAACACAAAAGCGCAAAGGACCAAGUUACGCUGAACAAACCCAGAAAGGCACGGAAUCGAAAGACAACGAGAAAGAUUCCACUAUCGCUAGACUGAAGGCGGAGCUUAUUAGGCUAAAGGGCGAAAAGAGCAAUCCGCCAAAAGAUGACCGGGACGAAGAGAUAUCAAACCUCAAACACCACCUAGCGGAGGCCGUUCGCCAGCUUAGAAUUGCCAAGCAACAACUCACCGAGGUAACGAAAGAAAAUAGCAGAGCUAACACUUCACCGAAAGUAGAGCAGGGAAACGUCAACAAACUAAACCCGACCACCACGAUAUCGACCGAAUGUAACGUAGUAGCCGCGAAACAACAGCGAGACCCCCGACUUCGUGACGAACGAAAGCAACAAAGAAAUCGUAGCCGAGCAGGCGAAGGGGAUAAAUCCCGAAGCCCUAUCGGAAACAAAACAGAGCCAGCACCACCGAAACAACAACGGACAACCCGCGCGAAUUCCCGCAACAACAGCCCUUCACUAUCCGGACAUUUGAACAUCUCAGACACCGAAACGACGCAAAACUCCAUGCCCCAAGCGUCUUUCGUAAUGUCCGACUAG
Topomyia yanbarensis is the source of this 1137-nucleotide messenger RNA. RefSeq lists its product as uncharacterized. Gene Ontology annotation, molecular function: nucleic acid binding; zinc ion binding. Lineage: Eukaryota; Metazoa; Arthropoda; Insecta; Diptera; Culicidae. The coding region runs from base 1 to 1137 and encodes 378 amino acids. The record is from RefSeq and is a predicted model, not a curated record. The transcript has a single exon.